AUGAGAGCGCUUCAGCGGAGAUUUGAACACACGCUCCUGCUGUCAUCACGGAUGGAGCGAUAGAGGAGCGCGGUUCUCCAUCACUGACGGGAGGCGCGUCCACCUGCUCUCUGACGGAGGCCCGGGAUGCGCGAGAAAACAUGCUCAAGUGCCUCUGAUCACGGAAAUUGUUUCCACAUACGAGCUCUUUUGUGGCGUUAAAAGCUCUCGGCGUUUAGAAAUAGGCACUGAUCUGGCCGCGUAAGGAACGGGCAGGAGGGAUAUAAUGAAGCAACACUCGAGCAGGACAGACUCCCAUUGAUGGACAGCAAACAAGCCCGGAUCAUCUCACAGGCUUUGGGCUCAACAGAAACCAAUCAACUGGACCAGACGGGUUUACAUAAUCUGAAGAGUAAUCUAAAGCUGUAUGUGGCCACAAAGCUGAAUGGUGUCGCAGAUGCUGCCUUACACACAUCCUCCAGAGCUGCUGCAGUGAGCACAAAGAGAGACGAUUUGCUCUGCCUCAGUGCUAAAUUGGCCUUAAAGAAGCACCACUUACCACGGCCACUGUCAACACAAACUCCUUAAGAGUAUCACCCGACUGAUGAGUCUUCAAACUACACGAUAUCCCUCACACCCUGUGCUACCAAGGGCUUGAGCCCCCUGGGCCUUACCAAGAAAAACACAACCAGUGCCAUUUCACUAUGAUCGAACCUGCGAGCAUUCCUGGGCUCACACAGGACUGUUUGAUUCAGCAGAGUCACACCUGUCCCAGCUGCUUCAUUGAGACCAAGGAUAUGUCCAAUGUAGAGGCCAGCAUCAACCUCAAAAUGGCUGACAUGAGCCGAGACUACAGCACCUGCCCCAUCUCUGAUAUUAACAUGCAAUGCAUGAGCACAAGUGAGACGGGAAGUUACGGAGACCAGCUCCUCUCAGAUCAGCUUUUGAGCUUUCCUGUCCCCAAAACUCAACUAGUUGAGAAGAAGGACACGGAGAAAACAGACUUAGAUGAUUCGGCCUCCAAAAACCUGUACGAGGGCCUGCUGUUAGACAAGUGCAACGGAGAGGAUGGUUUGCUUAUUAAUUCAAAUCAGGACUGGGGCUACUUCGAGUCCUUCAUUAGCGAGAGUAAGAUAGAAUUGCUGGAUCUCUGCUCCAAGAAUGAGCUCUCCGUAAAUCUAUUCUCUGAGGAGGACGUGGACAAUUACAUGUUUGAUGACGAUGAUGACUCCACUCUGAGCAGUGAUGUGUGCUCGUUAAAGAUCCGCUACGAGUCCUUCCAGGACAACAUGAGGGAGAAAACCAAUGUUCUCCAAGAAGAAACCCAGUUCAACUUUUUCCCAAGCGUCCUGGUGAAUUGUACCAAGAAAGAGGCUGGUGUGGUAAAGCGAGUCGCAGAUGAGCUACCACCUAAAUCAGAGGAGCUCGGAUUUCAAAGUGACAGCAAAGGGGAUGGAAAUGACUGCUCCGUAGAGCAGACACCUGAUUACAGCCCCAAAAUAAACUACAUUAUUGAUUCAAGCAACUCUGCUGAUGACUCAGGGGAGCAUAGUGAUGACAGCUCCUCCACCGUUUCCUCUUUUGACACUUUCCAAGACAACAGGCCCAAACACUUGUUCUCACGUAAGAACGCAAGCUGCUCCAACCAUAUGAACUACGGAUUGCGGGAUAAGAGAAAAGUUAGGUAUAGUGAUGACUACUUGUAUUAUGUCGAGUCCACCGAAGGAGAAAGAAAUGUUGAAAAGCGAGAGAAACCACCGAUUGGUCCAAAGCAAGAAAAGGAUCUUGACUGGUGCCCUAAAAAGAGACAAAAAUACUCUCGCAAGGAUCCACCUGUAAUAAUCAAAUACAUUAUCGUCAACAGGUUCAAAGGAGAGAAAUGCAUGGCUGUGAAGCUGGGCAGAAUUGAUUCAGAUGACACGACUGUAAGCUUAAAUGAGGAUACAAUCAACAAAUAUGAGAAGCUCGCACCUCUGAAAGAUUUCUGGCAGGAGAAACAGAGAGAAAGAGAGGAACAGCUUAAGCUGGCAGCAGGAGAUAAACACAAUUCUCACCACCAUGCCUUUAGUUCCAGUCCCCCCAAAAGGAAACACAAGCUAGCACACAGGCUCAGAAUUCGGAGAAUUCAAACUGUGGAGCAAUCACCCAACAAGCAGGGCCCCUUUGCCUCUGAUCCCAGGCAGGAGGUUGCUUCUACAGAUGAAGCUGCCUCCAUGGGAAUGCCAUUAACAAUAGCCACCAGCUGUGCAAGCACAUUAGACCCAAAUGACAUCAUACACAGUGCAGCCCGGAAGAGCAGAUCACAAGAGAGGGAGGAAAGGAGAAUAGGGAAUAAAAUAUUCAGAAUACAGAAAUUCAGAAGUGAAGCCAGACUUAAGAGCAAGAAAAUGAGAGACCUUGUGGAGAAUAGCGAGAGCGUGACAGACCUGACAGAAGUUUGCUCGCUACAGAAAAAUAUGGACGCAGUAGGAGGUGCUGAAGAUGAAAACGUCAGCCCAGCUGCACACAGUCCCCGUUUGUGUGAGAGUCAAACGGCUAAUGCCACUGAAAAAUUAGUUUUCGUGUCUAGCACCUGCUCCCCUAACAAAGAUGCAUCGUCUGAGAAUGUGGCCCCAAGUGUUUCCGUUAUCCCGGGUGGCUACCUGCAAACAUUGUUAGAUGCCUCUGACUCUUCAGGUAGCACCGGUAUCCAGUUUUUCCCCCAGCAGACCCAACACUCGUUGGACCUCUCUUUGGAAAAGCAGCAGUUCACCUCAAUUCAGCUAGCGCAAAGCUGUGUCCUUUCUCCCCCAUCAGAAUCAGAGCUCCAGCAGUCGCCCCAGAAUUGUCCGACUCUCACCCAGAUGUGGCACCCCCAGCUUGGUCCCAACCAGCAGUUCGCCGCUGCAGAUAUUGCUGAGUCUGCGAUCCAGCCCAGCAGCUUCACUGGAGAGAUGGCUAUGCCGUUGUCUGAGAGUCUGACCAUGUCAGGCUACAGCCAGCUGAGUCUGGAGAGCAACAGAAUGCUUUAUGAAAAGAAUUACAUGCCUGAGCAGCCUUUGCGUCCUGACGCUGAGUUUCAGGCUUGUCAGGGGCAGCCACAGUUUCAAAGAGCCACACUGCACACCGACAACGGCCGGCUCAUCAGUUUCGACUCAGUUGGCUCGCUGUCAGCUACUUCUAGCAAUUACAGCUCUCAGAGUCUUAAGUCCUGCGAGAAGGAUGGCGAGGAUGAUGUGAACGAGAACUUUCUGGCCCACUGCAGUCCCAAACUGGUGAUUCAGCAGAGUAUUGAUGCAAUCACACCCCUGAGGGAGUCUACAGACUUGCUGGAUAUCUCCAACUUCACUCCGGAUAAAUUCAGACACACAUCAUUGUCAGAGCUCUCUCCCCCAGAGACGCCUAAUUUAUCCCCUCAAGUUAUGGGCCGUGAGAUGAAAAUAGCUGGGAAGGCUGCUGACCUCCAGGUUGGGGCUAAGAUGCCAUGCACCAAAGAUGUGGACUGGAACUGCAAAAUGAUCGAGCAGCAAGAUAUGGCUAGAUAUUCAGUAGAUGGGCACAAUUUUCAAUUGCACAUUUUUAACGGCGAAGACAACUUAAGCCUGAGGACAAAAGAGGAAAAUCUAGCUGACUUUGGUGGUAAUAUGAUGAGUGCAAUCAAGGGGACUAAGUCAAAGAGGAAAAAUAGCAACAAACAAACUGCAGGGCAGGGUACCAAAAAAAGCAAAGCACCAAGAGCUCCUAAAACAGAGAAGGGCAAAAUUCCACGUCAGACUUCACGAGCAUCUAAAAAGUUAAAGGCCUUACUGGAUGAGAAAGGUGGUAAACGCCAGACUGAGAGCAUUGCUCAUUUGCUGAAGGACAGCGGAUCUGAGGAAUGGACGGGAAUAGGUAGUUCAGAGAGCAAAAGUCAAGUCCACGAUGACCAGCGAGAGUUUGAAGAGCCAUCCAACAUCUUGUCAAAUAUUGUCUCAGGGAUGGCCGAAGUACAGAGAUUCAUGAUGGCCUCUGUUGAGCCAAUAUGGGGCCCUACAGCAAAUAUCUGCCUGCCCUCAGAGGCUAACAACCUUAAGUUAAAGACUCUCAAAAUCCUAGCAGGAACUUCAUCCGACCCCAAGAAGAAAGGCAAUUCGGCUACUGGGGGCACAAAGGGCAGAAAAGGUGGGACGAAAGGUGGCAAAAAGCAGGCAAAGUUCAAUGCCUCCUUGCCUUUUUUCCCUCAGUUGGCUUUGGGCGGCAACAUGUUUGACAAGCCUAACCUUGGCGUUCCUGGUAUAAAUGGGCCAGCGCACAAAAAGAUGUACCGUCACAAAACCAGUGCAAAAUUCCCUCAGAUUGAAAAUCUAAAGGGCACACGACCUGAACGAGAGACAAAUGAGGACAUAUCGUUAAUGGCAUCUUUUGAGAAACUGAGGUAAUAUUUUAUAUCUAGCUGCUGAUGCACGUUCUUCACUUUCCCACUUCCUCCUCAUUUCUUGACAUACCUACACUGACUCAAGACGAGAGAUGCAUGGAAUUAUGUUAUUCUUUACUUACCCCCUCCUUGUUUUUGCCCCCGAAGAGGAUAUUGAUAUCUUGCAUGAGAAACUUCUUGUACUCGCAAACUACCUAUUGAUUGAUUGUGCAAGGCUUGAUUGAGAUUUUAAAUGACCAUGGCUGCAUUUUUCUUCUGCAUUCUUGUUUUUGCUGUUUUUUUCCUCGCAGUUGUUGAUUAGUUUUUGUCUGAAGAAAAGGAAAAAAAAACUUUAAGUGCAAAUUCUGUUUUUGGACCUUGUUUUGUUCAUUUCUCAGUGAAUCUUGCUGCCCUUAUGUAAUUAUAUUUCUCUUUUCAACAUGUAGCUAUUAUAAAAUGUCCGUGUGUGAAACAAGCUCCCCAAUUGAUUAUGUAUGCUGAAACAGAUGCCCUCCUCUCUUUUUACCCUUUUACUGCCUGACUUUUUUUAAGUGUGAAAUGCUCAGCCCCUUGUCUAGGAUAACAACAUCCUUGGUCAAUCCCUAAACAUUAACAGCACACAAUGGGACCAUUUUUUAUUGAAGACAUAUCAGAUUAAUGUUGUUCUA
This is a messenger RNA of Sinocyclocheilus grahami, 5019 nucleotides long. RefSeq names its product protein KIAA2022-like. Bases 684 to 4376 code for a protein of 1230 amino acids. Gene Ontology annotation, cellular component: nucleus. The transcript has 3 exons. Gene Ontology annotation, biological process: negative regulation of neuron migration; negative regulation of cell adhesion mediated by integrin; negative regulation of cell-cell adhesion mediated by cadherin. Lineage: Eukaryota; Metazoa; Chordata; Actinopteri; Cypriniformes; Cyprinidae. The record is from RefSeq and is a predicted model, not a curated record.